Melospiza georgiana is the source of this 1152-nucleotide messenger RNA. Its product is annotated as diacylglycerol O-acyltransferase 2-like. The transcript has 8 exons. NCBI's taxonomy places the organism in Eukaryota, Metazoa, Chordata, Aves, Passeriformes, Passerellidae. The record is from RefSeq and is a predicted model, not a curated record. The coding region runs from base 1 to 1152 and encodes 383 amino acids. Gene Ontology annotation, biological process: lipid metabolic process. Gene Ontology annotation, cellular component: endoplasmic reticulum membrane.
AUGAAAACCAUCAUAGCAGCCUGCUCCCAGAACCUCAGUGCCCGGUGGCCCCGCCCGCGUACGAGCCGCUCUGUUCCGGGCGGGGGCCGUGUCCCCCUCUCCGCAGGCAGCCGGGCCAGCAUCCAGACCGCCCUGCGGACGCUGCUGGCCGUGCCCUGGCCCUCGCAGCGCGACAUCGGCUCCGCGCUCCAGCUGCUGGCCGUGCUGCAGUGGGUGCUCAGCUUCCUGCUGCUGGGAAUCGUCAGCCUCCUGCUCCUCAUCUACCUGCUGUUCACCAGCCUCUGGCUCAUCCCCGUGCUCUACCUGGCCUGGAUCAUCUUCGACUGGGACACGCCGGAGAAAGGUGGCAGGAGGCUGUCGUGCCUGCGGCGAUGGACCGUGUGGAAGCACUUUCGGGAUUAUUUCCCGGUGAAGCUGGUGAAGACACACGACCUGUCCCCCAGCCACAACUACAUCAUCGGCUCGCACCCCCACGGCAUCCUCUGCGUCGGCGCCUUCUGCAACUUCAUCACGGGCUCCACGGGCUUCGAGGAGCUGUUCCCGGGCAUCCGCUCCUUCCUCACCACGCUGGCCGGGAAUUUCCGCCUGCCCUUGUUCCGGGAGUACCUGAUGAGUGGCGGACUGUUCCCGGUGACCCGCCGUGCCAUCGGGUACCUGCUGUCCCAGCAAGGCACGGGCAACGCGGUGGCCAUCGUCAUCGGCGGCGCGGCCGAGUCGCUGUCCUGCCGGCCCGGUGUCACCACGCUCAUCCUCAAGAACCGCAAGGGCUUCGUGCGCAUGGCCCUGCGCCACGGGGCUUUCCUCGUCCCCUCCUUCUCCUUUGGCGAGAACGACCUCUUCCGCCAGGUGGUCUUUGAGGAGGGCAGCUGGAUGAGGAGCAUCCAGCGGCGCUUCCAGAAGAUGAUGGGCUUCGCUCCCUGCCUGUUCUACGGCCGCGGCCUCACCUCCUGCCGCUCCCGCGGCUUCCUGCCCUACGCCAGACCCAUCACCACCGUGGUGGGGGAGCCGCUGGCCGUGCCCAAGGUGGAGAACCCGAGCCGGGAGCUGGUGGAUCGGUACCACGAGCUCUACAUCCGCGCCCUGCUCAAGCUCUUCAACGAGAACAAGACCAAGUACGGGUUGUCCGAGUCAGACGAGCUGCACAUCCUCUGA